Archocentrus centrarchus (flier cichlid) is the source of this 2626-nucleotide messenger RNA. It is a transcript of the gene tfr2, whose product is annotated as transferrin receptor 2. The record is from RefSeq and is a predicted model, not a curated record. The transcript has 18 exons. Bases 92 to 2431 code for a protein of 779 amino acids. Gene Ontology annotation, biological process: endocytic iron import into cell. Gene Ontology annotation, cellular component: external side of plasma membrane. NCBI's taxonomy places the organism in Eukaryota, Metazoa, Chordata, Actinopteri, Cichliformes, Cichlidae.
UGUCAGAGAAUCCCCGAUGAAGCUCUGGAUCCUGAUCUGAGACCAGCGGAGUCCAAAUGAAGAUCCUGAGGUGAAGAGCAGCACUGACACCAUGAUGACCAACAUGACACAGGCUUUCUCCAUGUCCCUCCAGCACUCAGUGUCUGAUGAUGAUGAAGAGGAGGAGGUGAGAGUUCAGGGGGUGGAGCUAAGGCUGGCGAUAUCAGAGGACGGGGAGGAAGCGGGACCUUUCAGUGACCUCACAGCUCUGGUGCUGAGGUAUCGCCAUGGAUACCGGAGAGGCUGUGUGCUGCUGUUUGUGGGCGGAGUCAUCGUGUUCGCUGCUGCGUUCCUAUUGGCCUAUGCCAUUUUCAGUGGGCGGUACCACUGCUCACAAGUGAAGCAAGGGCAGGUGCAGCAGGGGGGUGGAGCUAAAGCACCUGCAGAAGGAGGGGUGGGGCUUUACCUGGGAGAGCUGAGGGUGAUGAUGAGGAAACUGCUGCAGGAUGAAGACAUCCACAACACAGUCAGUCGAGUGAGCAGGGCGGUUCAUCCUCCGGGCUCCUCAGAGGGUACGGCUCUGGCCUCAGAGAUCCUGCAGCGCUUCAGGCAGCUGCAGAUGGACCACACGUGGACCGAGUCCCUGUACGCCACGCUGCAGUUCCCCGACAGGUCUCAGAGGAGCUCCCUGAGCCUGGUGGACGCUGCAGGUCUCGUCUCAGAGCAGAUUCCUCUGAACCCGUCUGACUUCUGCCCAUACAGCGCCACAGGAAAUGCCACGGGGGGUGUGGUCUAUGCCAACUAUGGACGACCGGAGGAUUUUAAUUGGCUGAAGCGUGAGGGGGUGUCUGCGGUUGGCUGCGUGGUGGUGAUGCGUGUUGGGGGUGGGGUCAGUUUUGCUGAGAAGGUCUGGUUGGCUGAGAAGAAUGGGGCGAGCGGAGCUUUGAUCUACCCUGACCCUGCGGACGUGCCCCAGGACCCUCGCCGUCUUGGACUGAACACACACACUGCUGUGUCUGAACAUGUCCACCUAGGGUCAGGUGACCCCUUCACCCCUGGCUUUCCCUCUUUCAAUCAUACUCAGUUCCCACAGAUUCCGUCCUCCGGUCUGCCACUCAUUCCAGCCUUGCCAAUUACUGCCACCAUUGCCGCCAAGCUGCUCAGCCAGCUGUCAGGUCUGUCCUGUCCCCAGUCCUGGCAGGGUCGGCUGCCAUACGUGCGUUGCGUAGUUGGUCCAGAGUUCAACAACGGUCGCAGAAUCCAGAUGUCAGUACACAACGUCAUGACACCUGUCCUGCUCAACAACAUCUUCUCAUCACUGGAAGGCCGGGUGGAGCCAGACCAGUAUAUCAUACUGGGAGCUCAGAGGGACUCUCUGGGACCUGGAGCUGUGAAGUCUGGAGUUGGAACAGCAAUCCUGCUGGAGCUGGCUCGAACUUUCUCAGGCAUGGUGAAGAAGGGUUUUAGUCCAAGACGCAGUUUGCUGUUUGUCAGCUGGGAUGCCGGAGACUUUGGGAAUGUUGGAGCAACCGAAUGGCUUGAGGGUUACCUAUCCAUGCUUCACCUGAAGGCUGUGGCCUACUUCAGUCUGGAUCAGGCUGUCAUGGGUGAUGAUGUCCUGUCAGCCUACACCAGUCCUCUCCUGGUUGACCUGCUGGAUGCUGCCAUCAGACAGGUGGAGCAUCCGAAACAUGCAGGUCAGACCAUCUACAGCCAGGCAGAGAGAGAGGGAGGCAGCUGGAGGAUUUUGAAGCCGCUGCAUCUGAACAGCGGCGCGUACAGCUUCACAGCGUUUGCAGGAGUUCCUGCCAUGGAGCUCAGAUUUACUGAGGAGCGAGCGUAUCCAUUCGUGAACACGCCAUUGGACAGUGUCUCCCGCCUCCAGGAAGUGCUGGGGGGUCGUUUGGGGGUCACUGGGCGGAGCCUAGGGGAGUUGGUGGGGGAGAUAGUGCUGCGAUUGGCCCACGACCACAUCCUGCCACUACGCAUCACUUCCUACGCCCAGACAGUGCUACAGUUCAGUGCUCAGCUCAACAGACGCUCUGCUGAGCUACAGGCCAGAGGUUUGUCUCCUCAGUGGGUCUUCAGCGCCCGUGGAGAUUACAGCCGAGCAGCAGAGACACUACAGAGAGCCAUCGACUACAGCGACCUGCACGAGCCCAACACAGCACGCUUCUACAACACCCGCAUCAUGAAGGUGGAGUAUUACUUCCUGUCUCAGUAUGUGUCUGCAGUUGAAGCACCAUUCCGUCAUGUGAUCCACGGACGUGGCAACCACACUCUGAGCGCCCUCACUGAGCACCUUGCCCUGCUGACCUCUGACCCCGGACGUUUCGAUGAGAGCGGCUUCAGGCGGCAGCUGGCUCUGUUCACGUGGACGCUGCAGGGAGCCGCCAAUGCCCUGAACGGAGACGUGUGGAGCAUCCACAACAUGCAUCGAUUCACCGACUGACAAACCUUUAUGAUUCUGCUUUAGAUUUUAAAGUUACUUAUAGUGAUUGAAUAGAGGCUCAGUGAUUCAGUACACUGUAUGUAUAUAUUUAUGUAUAGAUAUGAAGUUUAUAUUAUAGAAGCCACAGGAAUGGAAGUGAUCAGUUCAUUCAAUAAAUGAAAUAACUAGAAAAUAAAUCUGUUAGAGAAAAAAAAU